Messenger RNA from Menidia menidia (Atlantic silverside), 2560 nucleotides. NCBI's taxonomy places the organism in Eukaryota, Metazoa, Chordata, Actinopteri, Atheriniformes, Atherinopsidae. The record is from the annotation of a GenBank genome assembly.
AGCCGGGACGGCCAAUCUGGCCGCGCUUUAGUAGCGUAGCGUGGAGUGGGAAUUUUACCGGGUGUGUUUUGGGCAUGAGAUUUAUUAAUGUGACCAUCUUUAGAGCCGCUCUCGUCCGUCUGUUCCUUAUGCCGAUACAAUUGUUUUUUAUGGUAACUUUCGUUUAAGUUAGAGGAAAGUUCACUGUUCAGUCUAGCUAAUUAGUACUAGCAUAAUUUCUGUCUGCUGCUUCAUUUAGGUUUAAGUGUCCACCUGAAGCUCAUUUGAACUAAACCCUUGGACACAGAAUCAGUUGGGUUAUCAUCUAGUCUUGUGUGCACUAUUUGGAGCUCCUCUGCUUUUGUCGAGACAGCCCAAAUGACAGCAGGAAUGGCUCUGGAGCAGCUCAGUGAUGUGAUACAGAGAUGUCAAGGUGUCGCAGACGAUCGUUACAGCACAGAGGAUCAUGACGGCUUCACCAUCGCUGGGCGGACAUGCAUCGAAGAGGGAAACAGCGCGCAGGUCCUCAGUCUCGUCCUAGACGAGAAGAAUCGGGACAUAGUGAGAUGCAUGGGCUGGAACCUGCUCCCUCCACUGAUCCAAGUGCUGCUGAAGAAGGAACACAAGAAUCUUCCACAGUGCCUGGCCAUUUUUAACCACUUGUUAGAGACCUGCAGACCUAAAGAGCUGUUGAUUGGCCUGUUGGAACAACUGGAGCAUGAUGACCCUGACACUGUGGCUGAGAGUCUCCAUUUGUUGCUGAACCCUCUACAGAAAGGCAAAAUACAUUUUUUAAUCAAUCUAUCCAUGCUGCUGUGCCUGGGCCACCGUAAGGCCUCCUCCUUGGGGAUGACCCUGUCCUCCAUCUUGGACCAGAUGGCCAAGCUGCCCGUCCCACAUACCAAGGAGCAAGAGGAGGACGACGUCUUCUCCCUCUGCCGCUGCUGCAGCGACCUGACUGACUUCGUCAGACCCUUCGUCCAGGAGGCCGGGCAAAACAUCCCGAGUGGUGAGACCAGGGGCGCGAGCCCGAACGGGACGGCGAGCCAACAGGAGGGCGCUAAAGAAAACGAGCUGCGGACAGAGCUCCUGAAGUACUGUAUGAAGACUCUGAGCUACCCACUGUUGGAGGUGCAGCUCAAGGAUCCCGACACGCUGCCCCAGUCUCCCCUCAGGACUUUUGCCAUAGAGAUUCUGAACACCCUGAGUGCUAUUGGAGAGCCCGUGUCCAGUCUAAUUUUCCAACCUCUAUUGAAGAGGAAACAGGUCCCGGGCUUUCUGGAAGAGGAGGUCCGUUACCCUAAAAAGUCUUUGGCCAGCUUGGCUCACCUGGUGUUUGUGCAUCACCUGGCUGCCGACACGUUCCCCAGUAUUUUCAGCCCUGUGUUCUGUCUUCGGACCAACAUGGAGCACGCCUCCCUCCUCAUGUCAAGAACUGAGGACUUUAUGGUUCAGAAAGGUCUGGACCUCUACGAGAAGAGCCUGGUACGGGUAGACGAUGGGGAUCUGCCAGCAGCUCUGCUGGAUAUUAAAACCUUCCUCACCGUCCCUCAGAACUUGGUAAAGGUAAUGACACUGUGCCCCAAGCAUGACUUGAGGACUAAAGGACUGAGGGUGUUCCAGCUGAGCAUUGAUAAGUUUGACACAGAAGCAAAGUACAGGUUCUUCCAGUACAUGCUCAGGACGAGUAACCACUCGGGAGUGGAAGGGUACAUCAUUAAAAACAUCAGGAAUCAAAUCGACUUUGCCUUACAGCCAGGUAAGGCUAACAUCUGGUUCGAAGGGGUUCACCUGCUGCCUCUGCUACGUAAGGUCUUCAGUCUACCAGAUGGCCCAGAAACUGACCUCCUGCAGUACCUGGACAGAGUCAUGGAGUCUUUGAACCUGCUGCGCUACCUGGUCAUCAGAGACAAAAUAACCGAGAACCAGACGGGCAUCUGGACAGAGCUGUAUAAGAUAGAGGAUUCAUUCAUGAAGCCUCUGCGUGUUGGGCUGAACAUGUCGAGAGCCCAUUAUGAGAGGGAACUGCACAACACCACAGACACCAAGAAGAGCAAGGCCAAAGAAUCGAUCCUUUCUGUGUCAGUUGGCGACGAGCAGUUGCCAAACAUGACGUCAGAGUCCCAGAUUCAGGCUCUGCACUCAGCCCUCCACACGUUCGACAUGAUCGAGAGCGUUUUGGUGCGAAUAGAGGAAAUCAUCGAAGUGAAAGACGUUCUAUAAACUACAAAAGAACUGACUCCUUUGAGGGCCUGGGAGAGAGAGAUUGUGCAUCAUUGUGUAGAUUGACGCAUUCAAUCAGACUAUGCUCUUAUUUUCCUCUGUCUUUUCAGGUUUAAAGGAUUCCUUACAAUGUAAAUAUUGAAUACAAUAUUUUGGAAUUUUGUACUGCUUGUGCAAUAACUUGUUAAAGUUUUGUACACCGAUUCUAAUUGUUUGCACUUGUACUAUUAACAAGUGAAAUAUUUUUGCCCCGUAAGCAAACUGUACUGGGUUUAAGGUAAUCUGAUAUGCUUAACUUGAAUAAACAGAAAAAGUGAAUUGGUUAUCUCAGGUGUCAGUAAUUUUAUUAUCACUAAAA